CUGCAGCCGCCACCUCAGCCCCCACCCCCCCUCCUCGAGAUGAGACCAUGGACAGCAGGAUCAAGGAAAAUCCACAGAGGACCUUUGACUUGGUGCUACAGGUAAAAUGCCAGGCUUCUGAAAAUGAAGAUCCUGUGGUUUUGUGGAAGUUCCCCGAGGACUUUGGAGACCAGGAACUGCUCCACAUCCUACCUAAAUUCUGCUUUCCUUUUGACAUUACAAGGGUGACACAUGUUGGACAACACUUUACUUUUGUGCUCACUGACAUAGAAAGCAAACAAAGAUUUGGAUUUUGCCGGUUAACUUCAGGAGGCAAAGUAUGCCUAUGCAUUCUAAGUUACUUACCAUGGUUUGAAGUGUACUACAAACUUCUAAAUACAUUGGCGGAUUAUUUGGCUAAAGAUCAGGAAGAUGACUUGAAUGACUUGUUAGAAACCUGGUACAACCAUCCUAUGCCAGUGGCAAACACUCCUAUUAGCUUAAGUUUGAACAAGGUGAUUUUUGCAAGUAAGCAAGUUUUGAAAAGUCAACCAUGUUUAACAGCGCAUUCAUAUUUCAUUACUCCUGAUACAACUGGAUUACCAACCAUACCUGAAAGUAGAAACCUUACUGAGUAUUUUGUUGCUGUGGAUGUGAACAACAUGCUGCAACUUUACGCCAGCAUGUUGCAUGAGAGACGCAUUGUUAUUACCUCCAGCAAACUAAGCACUUUAACUGCUUGUGUUCAUGGGUCAGCUGCAUUACUGUAUCCAAUGCACUGGCAACAUAUUUACAUCCCAGUGCUCCCACCACACCUGCUGGACUACUGCUGUGCACCAAUGCCAUACUUGAUUGGAGUUCACUUCAGUUUAAUGGAGAGAGUGAAAAGUAAAUCACUUGAGGAUGUGGUGAUGCUAAAUGUUGACACAAACACAUUGGAAACACCGUUUAAUGACCUGAGCAGCCUACCAAGUGAAGUGUUUUAUUUUAAUCUCUUCUAUCCUGCUGAGGACUGCAUGAAUCGAAAACCAUACAAUGUUUGUCAUUUGCUUUGGCAGAACAAAGACUGCUUACUUAUAAUUCUAUUUGGGGAGCCGGUCAGUUUCUGUGAAGAAAGUUUUGUCAAACAUCGUUCCAGCACCACUAAACAGUUUCUGGAAACUGCAGUGAAUCUUCAACUUUUUAAACAGUUUAUUGAAGGUCGGCUCGCAAAGCUAAAUGCAGGAAAAGCGUUCUCUGAUGUUUUUGAAGAAGAAAUUGCUUCGGGUGGCUUCAGUGGAGGAAAUUCAAGAUCAUAUAACCAAUGGGUACAUACAGUAAAGAAAGGAGGAGCCCUGAUCAACACAGCAAUGAACAAAGCCAGCCCAGCUGUGAAAACAGCAUACCGAUAUGCAAAAAGUCAUGCAAAACAGGGAAUAAAGGAGGUGAAGAGUAAGUUGAAACACAAGGAAACAGAAGAUGAAUAUGGAACUUCUAGCUCUGGUUUUGUGCAAUAUACUCCCAUCUAUACAUUGGCCAACACACAAAGACUAAAUACGGAGAAAAGACGUCUCGCACAGAAACGAUUUGGAUAUCUUCACACCAACAUGCAUAAUCAUGAUUCUGCCUUGGAUGAAGAUGCUGAUGAUGAAAUGGACAGAGGAAGCAAAUUGUCAUCUGAAGACAGCGAGGAAGCAUCUUAUUAUCUGUAUGACAGUGAUGACUCUGGGGAAAUGGCCAAAACACCUCUUCCCCCUGGAGAAAUGGAUCUGCUGGGAGAAAUAUUGGAUACUUUGAGUACACACAGUUCUGAUCAAGGGAAACUCUCAGGAGCAAAGAGCUUGGACUUUUUUCGAUCAAUGGAUGACAUUGAUUAUAAGAUGAAGAAUAAGUCCAACACACCGAGUGAGAGCAAUCUUGCUUUGCUUUGCACUAGUCGGACUUCUGAACCAUCUGACUGGAAUCUUGGGCACGAUGACAGCAUCCUUAGUGGGAAGCAGCUUCCUCUAUCACCAAGGAAACAUGUUCUUUCUACAAGCCAUGGAGAAUGCCACUUUGGGCUAAAUAAGGAAAAUCCUGCUGCUCUCCCAACUGCUGACAAUGAGGGCUUCCUUAAAACUCACUCAAAAUCUCCAAACUCAUCUCAAGAAACGAUGCAAUUAUGUUCUCCAGGAGCUUUCCAAGUAAAGACAAAAUGGAACAAAGCCGUAAGCAAUACCUCAGUGGAAGAGAUUUCAUCAAACUUGAGCCAAAAUUCAUCAAUUUUGGUUCCUUGGGAGAAAGAAGAGAGAAAAGGAACCAGAAUUCUAGAGGAGGGUGGGCUUCUUCAGGAAGUGGUAUCAUUGUGUAACAUGACUUCUGAUUUCAAGUACGGUCUAAACAUUUCAGGGGACAAGUUUUCUAACAAUGGGGGAAGUAAAGCAUAAGGUUUUUUUUUAAGUUAAACAUACUGGAAGAAGGAAAUUGCACUCCUGACAAAGGCUGAAGGAAGACAACUCAGGAUUCCAUAUCACAAAACGAACCAAAAGAUCACAGAGGAAUUGACAGAUCUUCAGUUUCACUAACCUUUGAAGUGUGAUUUGUCAUCCAUAUGCAUAUUCUCACUUUUAUUUUGAAUGUAUCUCAUCUUACAUUUCUUUACUACAUUUGAGUUCACAAUAUGGGCCUAGAAUUGUGGAUAGGUCUGUAGCUCAGUGUUUAGGUUGCAUGUUUUGCAAGCAGAUGUUCUAGACCUACGUACUCGUAUCUCCAGGCAGAUCUAGAAAGAACCCUUGUGUGAAAUAGAGGGGAGACUCUGCCUGACCAUGCACAGAAUGCUAGGCUAGAUAAUCCGAUAUGGUUUGAGGCAGCUUGUAUGUUCAGCAAAUGCAUUUGGGUAUCAAGGUACUCAGUCUGACUCCAUGUUUAAGCUGAAGCUGGUGUAUGGUAUUUGCUAAUUUUUACUGUUUCCUGUCCCCCAUGCAUAAAGAACAGCAUUUCCAGGGAUAGGCACCAUUCUACUUAAUAUGACAUGAACAACUGCAGUGUUAUUUUUCUGGCACUCAUAAAUCAUCUUAAUCGAUGAACUAAUUGCCUUAAAGUUAUAUGAAUAUAUUCAAAUAUUCUAAAGGAUGAAAUAUAAAUAUUUGGAAAAGUGAUGCCAUUAUUUCAUAGUAAUGAAGUGCUUAAGCCAAGAGAAAUGUGGACAAUUUCCAGAACUGCUGGAACUCUUAUGACCACUGGCCAAGUGACUGUGUUUUAUAUACUGAUUUUGGUUAUCCCAUGAGAGUCUCGUUUAGAUGGGUGUCUCCUCCACAUAUUAUCUUUCUAGAGGAUAACAAUUGUCAUAUAGCCAAGUAAUAGAGGAGAGCUCCCAUGGCGAAUUAAUCAUCACAUGAAUGAGCUGUUAAUUGUUCUUUUCUGAAUUCACCCUGAAAGAAGCUGUGGUUUGAUUAUUAUUUUUUAACUAGCUGGCAACCUGGCCCUGUCUUCCAGAUGAUACAGAUUGGUACUGUAUAUUUUUAUAUAUAUAUUGGAGUCCUUAAAUGCAGUGUGAAAUGUGUGCCUGUCAACAUUUUGCAUCUUUCAUUUUCAUGAAAGUAAGAACUCUGAGUAAAACAGUUGGGUUUUUACUGGCAUGGAAUUUUAGUGCAUUUAAGUUUUUCUAUGUUAAAAUUGAUUUGCUCUGUUGUUGUUGUUGUUUUUUUAACCUAUACGACUGACUUUAGGUAGUGGUGUUAAGCAAUUGGAUUGUUGUCAGAUGUGCUGUUUGACCAAAUUCAAAGCUUCCUUUCUAAAAGAAAAAUAAUACCUGCUGCUCAACAACACAAAUAUGCCAGCCUUCUCAGUGUUAGGUCUCUGACGCUGAGCAAAGGCAUCAAAUCACUCAUUGACUUCCAGUUCAUUGCAGGUUGCACCACAAAUGACAACUUUAGAACUUGUCUUGUGAAAAUAUCAAGGGUACACCUUUGAUGCACAGAUAUAUAAAAUGUAGAAAAGUCCUCUCAAAUUUGCCAGUAAAUUAAACAUUUUGGGAAACUUUGAAUGUAGAGUUGCUGGUAGACUUUCAGGUGCUAUAUAGAAAAAAUUCUGUGUGAAAACCUGUAGAAGUGUUUCACAUCCAAACCCAUGUGCUCAGAUGUAAGUUUCUUCUUCCUCAUACUGUGCUACUGUCUUGAACUCCGUCUAUAGGUUUGCCAUUUCAUAUUAGGAAAUCCUUACCAUACAAAUGAUCUAGAUUACUUUGAUAAAGGAAGUAAUGUCCUGGUAAACAUAAAUCAAGUCUCUUUGUAGCAGUGUCAACAAGAGGCAUGUUCUGGAACCCCAGGCACAGAAGGAUUUCCCAUUCUGACUUUUACCAUGAAAAACUAUGCAGAUAAAGAUUUCCAGGUGGAGCCGCAAAGGGAUUUUUCUCAUAAAUGAGCAUGGAUGGUUUAUGAGUCAAGCUAAGGAGGAGAUGGAAAGUGGGAUGCAAGGAAAUUAAGAGAUGAGAGCUAUUGAAGUCUGCAGGUUUCCCAUAACUCACAUAGUUAGGAUUGUGAUGCUACAUUCAAAUCUCAUUGUAAUAUAAUUCUUACAGCAAUAUGCAUAACAUUGAGUCUUCGAUGAACCUUUGGGAUGCAACCUCAUUUUGUAUCUUAUCAAACGUGUGAGUUUGUUGGGACUGGUCAACUCGCAUAAACUAAUCACUCAGCACACAUCAGAAAAACACACUUUUAGAAAUCUAAUAGUUGUGCCUUACACGUUUGCCACAUUUAAUUGCCAGCUCUCUUUCUUAUACACAAGUGAAGCAUUCAGUGUGUAAAAGGGGCCAGAGUAGCAGUUUCUCAAACCUUUCACCAGCCACCUUCUCUGGUCUCUACUUUUUAUAGUUAAAAAAAACCCCUCUCCAUAGGCCACGUCUGUAGCAGUUUGAUAAUUACUGUAGUUGAAAUAACAGUUCAUUAUUGGCUUUUACCAGCCUUGCUGUCAUUGUUCUUAGGACCUUCUAAAAUCACCAUUUUAAUUUGGUGAUGAGAGGCUUCAGGUUAAAAAAAAUUCUCAGGAACCUCAGUAAAUUACAAAUGCUUUGGGUCAUCAGAUUCCUUUAUUCUCCCAAAUUUAGCCUAUUUAUUGGAGGCUAUUAGGGACAAUUCAUUUAGAACUACUGGUGUUUUAGCCUAAUCACACAGAAAUACGAACCGAUUUUUUACAUUUACCUUUGGUAGUACAAAUUUACCAGGUUUCUGUACCUUUUUGGACACCAUCAUAAUGUUCUUCAACUAUGUGGUAAAGGAAAUCCUUUAUUCCCUUGUCAUAAAUCCCCAAAACUGAAAGCAUCAGAUAGCAUCUUGGAUUUCCUACUAUGUGGCCUGAAAGGAAAUCCAUCCAUUUAGGGCUUUCCUUGACAACCUUGGAAAUGUAUAUUCCAGGAAUGAAGAAAGCAGUUCUGCAGCAGUGACUGUUUUAGCUUAGAGUAGCUGAUGCAUCUAAAAGAUUAUUUGCCCUGCCAUCUCCUUUCUGACCCUUGGGCCCAAAUGCUGCAAAAGGGACCUUGUCAGGUGUAAGAAAGGAAAGAUGCUUAAAUUAGCAGAUCAUAUCUGUAUGUCCAUGCAUGGAGAAUGACCUGAAUAAAACAUACAACACAUAUCAUUAACUUUGCAUAAAGAAAUGGAAUUCCUGUAACAAGACCCAUUUUUGUGAAUUGUGUACUGUUAGAAAUAGUGAAAGUUUUUUU
Molecule: messenger RNA, 5653 nt
Organism: Pogona vitticeps (central bearded dragon)
Lineage: Eukaryota; Metazoa; Chordata; Lepidosauria; Squamata; Agamidae
Source: RefSeq, a predicted model, not a curated record